CCAGCCUGCCUCAGAUGUGAACGUUAGCUGGUGACAUUAUGUCCAGUUCAGCUUUGACGUAGUAACCUUUCCUCACAAGCAUUGAAUAGGCUUGCAUCUAAAAGGACUUUACGGAAAUCCCAACAACGAAUCUGAAAUGUUGACUCCACGGACACUGCCACACUGAACUUAUAUACGUAGCAUCAUGCAUGAAGUUUCUUUUAUCGUUAGCAUUUGAGCUAGCUCGGAGUAGUGGCAGGCUAAGUGGCUAAGUUUUGUUUCUUUUCUGCAGCAGGCUGGUUUGUAGGCUAGCAAUGUGAAAUUGCUUUAACAGUUAAAUACCUUGGCAGCAUAGCUAUAAGGCGCGUAACCAAUGUUUCACCAGUAGGCUAACGUUAAAACUUUUUGGCAAAUCUAUUAAAAUUAGGGCUGCGUCCGGCUACAGCUGGAAUCAACUGGUCAUACUUGCUAACUAGUUACACAUACUGUCUAUGUAAACACCAUGGACGUGUACCAACAAAAGUUAGAUAAGUCCAUAUAACAUCGGCAAAAUGGAAGCAUUCAUGAGGUUUCUUUGCCGAGAAGGACUGCGAGGAGCACAUCAUGAGUUGAACGUUUUAGCUUGUUCAAGUUGUUUGCCUCUCCGAAUUGUAAGAGGUUCAAGAUCACCUUUCAGUUGUCCUAAUGCUCAUCACUGCACGUCAGCAACGAGAUGUCAAGGGGGUCAUAUACUCAGUCAACAGUCAACAUUAUUACAGAAAUUACAUUUUAACACUGUGUCAUGUCGCUUCAAAGUGUCAGAGGCUUCCCUGUCCAGUGUUGCUCCAGUUUUUGUUGUGAUGAAAUUUGACAAAAAUGGGAAUGUCACCACAUCUGAGAAGAAGAAAACAGAGCUGUAUCAGGAACUGGGUUUACCGGCCAGAGACCUGAGGUUCCAGCACCAGACAAGCAUCAACACACGCAACAAUAGUAUCAUCCUACAGAUGGAGUCUCUGAAGGCCAUAGUGACGCUGGACUGGCUGCUGGUGCUGGACUUCCGAGGCACGGGGCUGGAGAAGUGGCUGGUGCUGGAGCUGGGCCCACAGCUGGCUGGAGACGGCACGCUGGUCACCUACUCCUUACCCUUUGAAUUCCGAGCUCUGGAGGCCAUCCUGCAGCACAGGGUGAACAUUUUGCAGGCCAGGCUGAAUGAGAUGCAGCCUCAGAUUAUAGACUCUCUUGAGUCUCUGAUGGAUCCAAAAAUCUUGUCUGCAGACCGCAGUAAGCUACACAUGCUUCUGCUCAAUAGCAAAGGUCUUUCAGAAUUGGAGACCGACAUCAAAGUAUUCAAGGACAGUCUGCUUAAAAUCCUGGAUGAAGAUGAACUCAUCGAAGAGAUGUGCCUGACCAAAUGGACAGACCCCCGUGUGUUUGAGGAGAGCAGCCUGGGCAUUGACCACGCAGAGGAGAUGGAACUGCUGUUGGAGAACUACUACAUGCAGGCAGAGGAACUGGGCAAUAAGACUCGUGAGCUGAAAGGCCUGAUUGAUGACUCUGAGAGUGUCAUCUUCAUCAACCUCGACAGUCACCGAAAUGUGAUGAUGCGGCUGAACCUGCAGCUGACGAUGGGCACCUUCUCCCUGUCCUUGUUUGGCCUAAUUGGUGUGGCCUUUGGGAUGAACUUGCAGUCCAACUUAGAAGAGGACCCACGUGUCUUCUGGAUGGUGACAGGGAUCAUGUUCUUGGGCAGCGGGCUGAUUUGGAGACGACUGCUCUCCUUCCUGGGACGACACCUGGAGCCAUCCCCUCCACCCCCUAUCCCCCCAGUAUGGAAGAAGGGCCACAUCACCUCCCUGAGAGGGACAGACGUGAAAGGAGGAGUCAGAUGAUGAUGAUGAUGAUUAUGUCGAGAAUGGCGAUGGUGAUGUUGAUGAUGUUGGCGAUGAAAACACAAAUCAGAUACUCAUGGAAAGGUGAAUCAUGUUGACAGUGUUUUGCAUUCAUGUCAUUGAAGUUCAGCUUUUGUGCUUACAUUUGAAAUGUACAUUUGGUAAUGUAGGUUUGUGGUUUCAAUUGUAUUUAUUUCUGUAAGUAUACAAGCACAUAACAUUCUCUUGCCAUGCCACCAUCCUGUGGAGCUGAGAGCUGUCCCCAGCGCAGCACACUGGAUAUAUUGAUAUAGUGCUGAAGAUAGAUACCUCUUUAAAACAUUACCGUAAUAGAGGAUGACCUAAUGUUGUUCCCUUUGCGCUUAUAUACUUGAGUCUGACACACAGUUCCUGCACAUUUGAUAUUUUUUGUAACCAUGGGUGUAAGAUGGUGUUUGAAACAUGCUUUAGUUGUUUUAUAACCACCACAGUGUAUACCAAGCAGUUUGAAAGUUUGGUUUUGAAUAAGACUGAUCAAAUUAUACUUCUAAUCAUAUUAUGACUGUUGUAUUAUACAAUAAAAUUUAAGUCACAGAAGAAUCUAUUCUAAA
Alosa sapidissima (American shad) is the source of this 2437-nucleotide messenger RNA. It is a transcript of the gene mrs2, whose product is annotated as magnesium transporter MRS2. The transcript is spliced from 11 exons. Gene Ontology annotation, biological process: mitochondrial magnesium ion transmembrane transport. NCBI's taxonomy places the organism in Eukaryota, Metazoa, Chordata, Actinopteri, Clupeiformes, Clupeidae. The coding region runs from base 531 to 1847 and encodes 438 amino acids. Gene Ontology annotation, cellular component: mitochondrial inner membrane. The record is from RefSeq and is a predicted model, not a curated record. Gene Ontology annotation, molecular function: magnesium ion transmembrane transporter activity.